AUGGUAACCGACCGAGCCAUCUCCAACUUUUGCGCUGGCGACGUCAUAUCUGCUGUGGCGGUUGCAAACCAAAUUACUUCUGGAAAGUCAGUGUUCGCUUGGUUGGGGGAAGCUCUGCUUUGUCGAGACCAGUACGACUUUGCCUUGUCUGCGUUUCAAGAGGGCCUACAAGUCAACCCAGAUGAUGUGGAUUGCUUGGUGGGUAUCAUCGACACAAAUGACUCCAUCACCGUGGCCAAUGCAUUUCGAGUGGCGGACAUGUGGGCUGUCUUGGCCAAAGACCCAAACAUGCGGGAAUUACUUAGAGCGCCGAAGUUCAAGGCUCUCAUUCAGGUUGUUCGUGACAAACCCAGUCAAUACAAGCACCACAGCGCCGACUUGGCGAUUGAUGGACGCACUGCGCCAACUGAGGCUACGGGGGAGACUUCACCCUCCCUCACCCUGCAACCAACGCCACCUUCCUCGCCACCCAAGGCUGCCUCCAACCCCCAAAUCCCUGCAACCUCGACAGAAGUGGCUACCUGGGGACAAGGACCUCCGCGCGAAGUGUCGGUGGCGGAGGUGCAGCAGUGGACGGACAACUUUUCUCCUGCGAGAAAGAUCGGGGAAGGUGCGUUUGGGGACGUGUUUGAAGGCCAGUGCCAGUCCAUUCCAGUGGCUGUGAAGCGACUCAAGCCGACCCUUCGACUCCAGGGGGAUGAGGAAACGGAUCGGGCGGUGCUGUCCACUAUCCGCCGAGAGAUUUACGUCCUGUCCAAGUUCCACCACCCCCACAUCAUCCGCUUACUGGGAUUCACCAGUGUGGCGUCCGUGGCCCAAGAGCUCUGUCUCGUGUACGAGCUGGGGCCGCUGGGGUCGAUGGACCAGAGUCUCGUGGACGAUGCCCGGGCCUCUGACCUGACGUGGAAGGUCCGAGUCCGCAUCGCCGCUGCGGUGGCGAGGGCCAUCAACUACCUCCACUGCCACGACGAGAAGAGUCCCACGUUCCACCGAGACAUCAAGAGCGCCAACAUCGUUCUCUUCCACGGCUUCGUCCCCAAGCUCAUUGACUGCGGCCUCUCCAAGUUUAUCCCAGACCCAGCCACCACCCACCACCUCGGCUCGAUCAUGAGCACCAAGGGCAUGGCACUUGGGACCCCUGGCUACAUGUGCCCCACGUACAUCCGCAAGCUCCAGUACGACGCCAAGUCGGAGAUCUAUUCGUUUGGCAUUGUGCUGCUGGAGCUCCUCACGGGUCGGCUCAUGUCGUCUCGUCGCGACGGCCAGGAUCUGUACGACGAGUACAUUGAGGACAUGACGCCGAUCGGCCCAGACUUGGACGCGCGGGCCGGGCCGUGGUCCGUCGAGUGCGCCCAGCGACUGGAAGCCCUCGCAAGGGAGUGCUUGGCACCGUACAAAACCCGCGUGAGUUCCAUGCUCACGGUGUUGCGGCGACUGGUGGAGCUGGAAAAGACCUACUGUGCAGCCACUCCCGAGGAAAUCCGCAUGACCCAACUGGUGGAAGACUUGCAGCGGCAGGUGGAUGCGUUGCGAAGCAGUCCGAAACAGCCGGCAGAGAUUCUCCGCAUGUGCAACAUUUGCUUUGACCAAAGCGCCAAUGGCCUCGGUUGUGGUGCUGGCGACGUGCUGCACUUUAUAUGCGCCGACUGCGCCCCCCAAGAGGUGCAGAGAAUACUCAAUGAAAUCGAAGCCGAAGCCACGCAGCUGGCGCGCCAUCGAGCCCAAGGCGGGCGCAUCCAGUGCGUGAUGCCCGGCUGCGACGCCGUGUACUCCGAACAAGCCCUGGCCAAGGUCCUCCCAGACGCUAUCUUCGGCCACUACCGGGCGGCGCAAGAUGCGGUGGUGGAGCAGCGCCAGUACACGUACCACCAAGAGCGCUUUCAACUGGAGCUGGAGGCUGCCAGAGCCGAGUUCAAGCGAUCCAACGACCUCGCCAGGACCCGGCAAGACGCAGCUGCGACGGCCGAGUUCAUGCGGCGACAGUUCCCGAAUGCCGUGCAGUGUCCCAGGUGUGGGGCUGGCCCUGUGAUCCCUGAGAACUGCUACAACCUGAAGACCCACCAUGGGGAGAGCACGAGCGGAGGCGGUAGGAUCAGCAACGCGUGUCCAUCGUGCCAAUUUUUCACCCCCGAACGAAGUGUCUGGGCGAAUUGGGAUGGUCAGAUGCGAUAG
This is a messenger RNA of Aphanomyces astaci, 2172 nucleotides long. Its product is annotated as TKL protein kinase. Gene Ontology annotation, biological process: protein phosphorylation. The record is from RefSeq and is a predicted model, not a curated record. Gene Ontology annotation, cellular component: plasma membrane. Bases 1 to 2172 code for a protein of 723 amino acids. Gene Ontology annotation, molecular function: ATP binding; protein kinase activity; protein binding. NCBI's taxonomy places the organism in Eukaryota, Oomycota, Saprolegniomycetes, Saprolegniales, Verrucalvaceae. The transcript is spliced from 2 exons.